This is a messenger RNA of Bipolaris sorokiniana ND90Pr, 588 nucleotides long. RefSeq lists its product as uncharacterized. Lineage: Eukaryota; Fungi; Ascomycota; Dothideomycetes; Pleosporales; Pleosporaceae. The transcript has 2 exons. The record is from RefSeq and is a predicted model, not a curated record. Bases 14 to 358 code for a protein of 114 amino acids.
CCCAUCUCCUAAAAUGAUGCACUUACGCCAGAUUCCUCGCCUUACUCAUAUUUAUUCUAUCACACGAUACUCAUAUCUACCUGCACGGCCUGUAUUCGCCUCAUUCAGGGAUUACUCAGACUCAAGCUCCAAUAGCACGAACACGAACUCAGUCAGUGGCGAUUCUCAAAAGUCAGGUGAUAAGACUUCGGAAGCGCCAAAGCCCAAAAGGAAGACGCAAGCGGAGCUUGAUGCGGAACUUAUGGAAAAACUGCAAGGGCUUGACAGCGAGGGAGGAGCAGCCGGUGUUGAGUAUGAAGAUGGAAAGCCUGCUUCUAUGAAGAGAAGUGUGCGAAACAACAUGUUCAGAUACAUAUGAUGCACAUAAUUAUGCCACUUUGGUGUCAUCCCAUGAGAGUUUUCUUUGUCCUACCUACCGCCUGAUAACGCUAUUGUACUUCUGGCCUUCUCCCCGUUGACGAAUACACCACAAAGUACCUGGCUAUAUCUUGAUAGUCACCAAAUAUAUACCUGAUGUACAAUAAAAUAAAUCAUCCUUUUUGUUAGACUAUAACAUAGCUCAAGUAUUUCUACCUGUAUUAACGUAGC